Molecule: messenger RNA, 2059 nt
Organism: Pocillopora damicornis (cauliflower coral)
Lineage: Eukaryota; Metazoa; Cnidaria; Anthozoa; Scleractinia; Pocilloporidae
Biological process (GO): negative regulation of ribosome biogenesis; negative regulation of translation
Cellular component (GO): mitochondrion
Molecular function (GO): ribosomal large subunit binding
Source: RefSeq, a predicted model, not a curated record
GAUGGCGGAUGCAAGUGAAUGAUGCAUGUGCUAGCCUAAAUCAGCUGUUCAAGUCAUGUCAUUGCAGAGGUUUACAUCUUUUUGUCACGCAAGAACGUUUUUUGUCUUAAAUACACGGCUCAGUGUUCGUCUUUGUUCGUCAAAGAUUUCUAAAAAUCUUAAAUCGGCCAAACUUUACGAACCUCGAGAUGUAGUUCACAACUAUUACAAUUUUUAUGCUGCGAGGGAAAGAUUCUUCAAACCUUCAGUUCGAUGUAUUAGCACUGCUUACCAUCUUCUUCAAGAGAGCAGUAUAUCGACUGACGAAAAAACAAGUGCCACUUUAAAGGACGAAGCGACCAUCAUUUCCCAACUAAAUUCAGAAUUUUACGAGGAAGAAGCUGAUAUUCCAAACAGGCCACCGAAGCCUCGUGCAACCGUUGUACAGUACAAACUAGAUCAAAAUGGUUUUAUGAAGGUUCAAGAUCUAGUAGACUUCCUUAAAAAAGAGAGUGCAGUAGACAUUUGUGUGAUAAAAACAAGAGGAAUUAGGCAAAAUUACGUGGAUUACUUCGUUGUUGUCAGCGGUGUCUCUACAAGACAUAUCAGGGCUAUGGCGAAAAAUCUGGAACUACUGUUCAAAGGAAAAAUGUUACCUGGCAUUGGAAAAGGUGGGCAUCCUGUGGUAGAAGGAAUGGAGAGUAACCAUUGGGUGGCACUAGAUAUAGGUAACAUCGUUGUGCAUUUCUUUCUUCCUGAAGUUCGCGAGGUGUAUGAACUGGAGAAGCUUUGGACUCUAGGGCCAGAGUAUGAUGACCAAUCAAGGGCCUUUUUGGAGGAAGAGAGAUUUCGUCAGGCAACUGAGUAUGGUAUAAAACUUGACAAACCAGUCAGUGAUGAGCUUGGUGAGGAUGGUCCUGUUGUUGAAGAGCUUGGCAUAGAUGAUCCACGUCGCUACUGAGCAUAACUUAAGUGACAAAACCAUGGGAGGGUAACAUAGUUUGAUGUAAGCUUCAUACGCUUCCUAAAUGAAUUACAUUUGCUACGUAUGUUUCCUACCUUGAGCAUAAAAUUGGUAAACCUAUGGAGAUAAACUGUCAAAUCUUUGAGAAGCCCCUUUGGGAUCUCACUGCACCCCUUUCACAUUGGCAAGAAGUCAGAGGUCUGAGCAGAUCUUAACCAAAUUAUAGAGAUGUUGCAAUGUUGCACCUCAUUUGGUUGUCAGGCAAAGGAAGCUCGGAUGGAGAAUUGUGGUGCGUGGAGGGGAUGCCCUUUCAUAUCCCCCUUUCUCCCUCUACUUACAGGUGCAUACAUUUCACCCAUACCUGGCAGCAUGUGUGGUGAACGAGCAGAAGAAUGAAAUACACACAAGUAUACUUUCAGAAAAAUUUUAAAAAAUUACAUGUGAUACAGUUUUCUGCAGUUUAUUUGAAGUUCUCCAUUUAAGAGGUGCUACUUUGUAGUAAAUAAUGUUACAGUUUGGAAAGUUCUCUUGAAACUUAAGUAGAUUAUCAGUUAGUCAUGAAAUAGUUAUAUAGACUAAAAUUCAGCAAUAUAUAGUAUUUCUUAGUUUGAAUAGUAUCUCUAUAUGACACAUACUUGAAAAUUGCCAAUAGAAUUAAUGGAACUGCUUUGAUAUAGUGAUAUAGUGGAAAUAUAGUUAUACUGAUAAAUUAUUGGCUUAAGGUGCAGUAUUCGUAAUUGUAGGAUACUUGUAUUCAAGAUGUUAAUUUUUCAAAGCUAUCUCGGAGAAUUUUUUAAGUCAGAACUGUAUUUCUCUUAAAGUUUUCUCAGAAGUUAGAGGAGAAGUAUACUCCAGACACCAUAUAAUUUUCAUCUUUUUCAAUAAAAAGUACAAAUGAAAUUGUGAAUAAAAGUUGUAUGGUUUCUGAAGUGAACCUCUCCUUCAGACAUUAUUUUUACUUGUUCAUCAUACAGGCAGAAAAAUGUAACACGUGAUGUGCAAUGCACGUGGAUUAAUACGUGAUGUGUAGUGCACUCACAUAGGACUUUAUGUCUGUCCCACGUGGCAAGAAUAUGAUGUGCAAUGCACGUGGAUUAAUACGUGAUGUGUAGUGCA